AUGGAGAAAGAAAUCAAGAUUCUAGUUCUCAUAAUCGGUGCAGGACCAGCCGGUUUAGCAACAUCAGCUUGUCUUAACCGGUUGAAGAUACCGAACAUAGUGUUGGAAAGAGAAGAUUGCAAUGCCUCUCUAUGGAAAAGAAGGUCUUACGAUCGUCUCAAGCUUCACCUCGCAAAGCAAUUCUGUCAGUUACCUCACAUGCCAUUCCCUCUCAAUGCACCUACCUUCAUCUCCAAGGUAGGUUUCAUCAAUUACCUUGACGCAUACGCCACACGUUUCAACAUAAACCCUAGGUACAACCGAGACGUCAAAUCAGGGUAUAUCAAAGGUGGAAGAUGGAUCGUGGAAGUAGAGAACAAGUCGGCGAUAGCUUCUAGAGAAAUUUACUCGGCGAAGUACAUGGUUGUUGCGACAGGAGAGAACGGCGAAGGUGUGAUUCCGGAGAUUCCAGGGCUUGUAGAUAGCUUUGAAGGAGAUUAUUUGCAUUCCAGUAAAUACAAAAACGGCAAAAAAUUCGCCGGAAAAGAUGUUUUAGUCGUCGGAAGUGGAAAUUCCGGCAUGGAGAUUGCCUACGAUUUGUCUAAAUGGAACGCUAAAGUCUCCAUCGUUGUUCGUAGUCCGGUGCAUGUUCUAACGAGAGGGAUCGUACGGAUCGGAAUGUGGCUGCUUCGAUUCUUCCCGGUAAAAUUAGUUGACCGUUGGUGCCUCUUACUCGCGGAGCUGAGGUUUGGGAGUAUUUCGAGAUAUGGGCUUAUACGGCCCAAUAAAGGCCCAUUUAUGAACAAGGUUCUCACCGGGCGAUCACCUACCAUCGACGUCGGUUGCGUGGGCGAGAUUAAGUCCGGCAAGAUUCAGGUUGUUCCGUCGAUUAAGAGUAUAGAAGGGAAGAGAGUUGAGUUCGUCGAUGGAAACAUCAAAAUCAUCGACUCUAUCAUCUUCGCAACUGGUUACAAAAGCAGUGUUUCGAAAUGGCUUCAGGUUAAUGAUGGAGAUCUGUUCAACGAGAAUGGAAUGCCGAAACGCGAGUUUCCGAAUCACUGGAAAGGGAAGAACGGUUUGUACUGCGUUGGAUUUGGGAGACAAGGGUUGGCUGGUAUUUCAAGAGAUGCUCAGAACAUUGCUAGAGACAUCGAUUCUCUUGUUUGUCGGAGAAGCAGCAGCCUGAACAAGCUAAAUGAGAGAACUUUUUUUGAGUUUUGA
Molecule: messenger RNA, 1200 nt
Organism: Arabis nemorensis
Lineage: Eukaryota; Viridiplantae; Streptophyta; Magnoliopsida; Brassicales; Brassicaceae
Source: the annotation of a GenBank genome assembly